UAGGACCAGCUUUGAGUUUAACCCGAGUCGGUCGCUGCUGCCACUAUGAGCUGUGGCUCCAAGCAGAGCUCCAGGAGCUGCCUGCGAGGGGGCAGCGGGGGCAGCGCGGGCGGCGGGGGGGGCAGCACGUAUUCCUCUGCCUCCUCCAGAAGGAUCGCUGUGAGGUCAAGCGGUGGCGGCAGGACUUCUGGCAGCAGUUGUGGAGGAGGAAGCUCCAGGAGCAGCUACAGUGGGGGAGCAAGCGGUGGUAGCUGGGGGAAGAUGAGGCGCAGUAGUUACGGAGGAGGAAUGAGCGGCGGCGGGUUCGGAGGGGGAAUGGGCUGCGGCAGCAUGGGAACUGGCUUUGGGUCUGGCGGGAGCGGGUUUGCUGGUGCUUAUGGGGGAAGUUUUGGUGGUGCUAGUUUCAGCGGUGGCAGCUUUGGCGGUGGUGGCUUUCUUGGAGGGAAUGGGGGAAUUCUCUCCAGCGACGAAAAGCUGACCAUGCAGAGCCUUAACGAACGCCUGGCUGCUUACCUGGGCACGGUCAGAAAUCUGGAAAUGGAAAACGCUCAGCUCGAACAGUUAAUCAGGGAGUGGUACCAGAAGCAAGGUCCUACUGGUACGAAGGACUACAGCCACUACUAUGGAAAAAUUGAAGACCUCCAAAAUCAGCUUGUGACUGCAGCUGUGGAAACCAACAGGGUACUCUUGGACCUGGACAACACAAGGAUGACUGCAGAAGACUUCAGGAUUAAGUUCGAGACGGAGCUCGCUCUCCGGCAGAACGUGGAGGCUGACAUCAACAGCCUGCGACCCUUGCUGGAUAAUCUGACGCUGAACAGGUCUGACCUGGAAAUGCAAUUUGAGUCCCUAAAGGAGGAGAUGAUCAACCUCAAGAAGACCCACGAGGAGGAAAUGAAAUCGCUGCAAACACAGUCCAGCGGUGAUGUGAAUGUGGAGGUGAACGCUGCUCCAGGAGAGGAUCUGAUGAAAAAACUGAAUGAUAUGAGACAAGAAUAUGAAAAUAUUAUUCAGAAGAACCGUGAAGAGGUUGAAAGGUGGUAUGAAAGCAAGAUGGAGGAAGUGAGUCAACAAGUCCACUGGAGCGGCCAGGAAGUGGAAUCAAGCAACCAGCAGAUCUCAGUGCUGAGACGUGACUAUCAGAGCCUGGAAAUCGAGCUGCAGUCGCAAAUCAGCAUGUUACAGUCUUUGCAAUCCAACCUGGAAGACACGGAACGUCGCUACAACAUGCAGCUGCAGCAGAUCCAGGGCAUGAUCGGCCCCUUGGAGGAGGAGCUGGCCAGCAUCCGCUGCGAGAUGGAGAGUCAGAACCAGGAGUACAAGAUGCUCCUGGGCAUCAAGACCCGCCUGGAGCAGGAGAUUGCGCAGUACCGGGCCCUGCUUGAGGAAGGGCAGCAGGAUAUUAGCAUCUCACAGGGAGGAGCUGGCGGCGGAUCCUCAGGAGGAGGAGGAGGAGGUCGUGGAGGAACCAGCUGGUGUUCUGGAAAAGGAAGUAGUGGAGGAGGAAGUGGUUGGUCCUCGGGUGGAGGAAGCAGCGGAGGAAAAACAGGAGGAUCUGGCGGGAGAAGCUCUUAUUCUGGAGGUGGAGGAGGAGGGAGCGGAGGAGGAACAGGAGGUGGAGCCUCUGGUAAAACCUCAGGUGGAGGAGGCGGCGGUGGCGAAGGAGGGGGCAAAUCCUGCCUCUCCCGCUCUUCAUCUUCCCAGUCCCAUUCUGGCAAGUCUUGUGAAAGCCAAGGAGGUGCUGAAAACAUGAGGCUCUGCCUGGAAGGGAACAAAACACUGGAGAGAGGAGCAACAAUGGAGGAAGUGUCUGAAGCCAUAAAAACGAUGAGACAGGGGAGUUUUCGGAAGUCCGAGGACUGACUGGCGGAAGCAGCCCCUCCCACUGCAGGACCUUACCGGGGGGCCCGUGACCCGGCCAGGGCACCCGGCGCGUGGCCC
Molecule: messenger RNA, 1941 nt
Organism: Athene cunicularia (burrowing owl)
Lineage: Eukaryota; Metazoa; Chordata; Aves; Strigiformes; Strigidae
Product: keratin, type I cytoskeletal 9-like
Exons: 9
Coding region: 46-1863 (605 amino acids)
Cellular component (GO): keratin filament
Molecular function (GO): structural molecule activity
Source: RefSeq, a predicted model, not a curated record